Messenger RNA from Neodiprion fabricii, 3542 nucleotides. RefSeq names its product major facilitator superfamily domain-containing protein 8 (gene Cln7). The record is from RefSeq and is a predicted model, not a curated record. The transcript has 9 exons. Gene Ontology annotation, molecular function: transmembrane transporter activity. NCBI's taxonomy places the organism in Eukaryota, Metazoa, Arthropoda, Insecta, Hymenoptera, Diprionidae. Gene Ontology annotation, biological process: transmembrane transport. The coding region runs from base 1465 to 3051 and encodes 528 amino acids. Gene Ontology annotation, cellular component: lysosomal membrane.
ACACUCGAGAGAAGUCUCGGGCCACAGUCAGUCGCUAGAGAAGUCAGCGGAGUCAGUAGUGAGGCAACUCCGCAGCCGUGGCGUAGUUCAUCAGGCACAUCUCGGGUGCAGCGAUAGAAUUAUUUCCGACCCUUUUCGCCGUUAUCAAUGUUUGUCUGUUCUAAUCACUGACGACGCUCUCAGACCUCGUGCCUCCGAAGCUGCAGUACCGCGUAUCAUGAGUGAACUCUGAUCAUCGCAACCGUCCCUAAUAAUAGCCGCCGAUGCGUCUGUGGAGCGCCUGCUGCAUUGGCCCGCCGACAACCUGAGCGCAGAGGCACCUGUCGAACCAAGUGUAUCGGUGUUUGGUAAUUCCCGUGACAGACCAUGUGAGGAUUUAUGCUGUUUUCAGGGAGAUCUUUGCGCGCUCCAUUCUCCCGUAGCGAAGACGGUGAGCGGAAUUUGACGGAGGUCAACUUCUGUGCGGGCAAGGUGAAGAGACUGAGGAAUCCGAAGGUGACUGGUUCGGGAUUGACGUACCUUACGAGGCUGAGAAAAUAAUUAAAAUUUACACAAUGUGUAAUCUAUGGUGAACGUUUAUAUCUAUGCGUCGUGCAAUGACGACGUUUUUUUGCUGCGGUCAACGCGUGCUGACGGUUAUUCAGUUAUAAUCAGUUAUAGACAGUUGUAAUCAGUUGAUGUAUUACACGGAUGUCAUGGUUGAAAACUGACACGUGAUGCCUCUGCCCUCUUCUCCGAAUCCUUUAACAUCGUCAUAAUUCAUUCGCAUAUUCCGAUAUGGACAUUGGAUAAUGUAUCAAUAACUGGGUGUGUUUGAAUCGAUGAGAUUGAUCGGCACGAUCACGAUCCAUCACUGCUUCAGCUGAAGAAAUCGAAACGAUUUUUUGUAUAAAUGACGGGAUGAUCUGGCAGUUGAUAAAUUAAUUCUUGAUGCACCGAAGAGGACGCUUUAUAAAUUCAGCAGCUCUUCUGCUGGCAAAGAAUGUUGAACAGUUUCUAAUUAUUCGCCAACUUGGAAAAAGUCUUUCGCAUAUGAGACUGACCACGAAAAGUUCCAGCGAGGGAAAUGAUGCAUGGUGUAAACACUAUAGUUAUUAUCCGCGGUAAUUAAUUAUCGUUGCUGCGAUAAACGAUCUGCUGGUGAAAUAACGAGUAAUGCAUUUGACUUGCCUGCAGUUAUUGGUGAAUAGACAAAAGACUGGACAGAUUUGGCGACUCAGUUUUACUCGCUGAAAAUCAGGAAGUUGGAUAGAUAUCGUUGUUUUCAGGCUGCAUACCUGACAUAAUCAACCGUUAUUAAAAUGAAAAACUAAUAAUAUAGAUACAUUACACCGAGACGCUGGCCAGCCCAAGUUAAUGGCGCGAUUUUUCUAGCUAUUUAGAAACUCCUGUUUCUAAACUUGGUUGAGGAUUACCCUCGUAUAUUACCACAGCCAAGUUAAGCCAAGGCAGUAGGUAAACGAAAUGGAUUGGUACAGGAAAUUGCGUCGAAGACGUCGCGCAGCGCCCGAUGAUGAUCUUGAGACCGCAACUGAGCGAUGGGAACGUUGGAAAAGUAUAAAUGUCAUUUACUUCACAAUGUUCUUAAUGUCGCUUGGCUUCAGCAUCAUUCUCACAGGAGUUUGGCCCUAUUUAGACCAGCUAGAUCCUACGGCUGGAAAAGAGUUCAUGGGGUACGUCGUGGCUGCAAAUCCCUUGGGACAGAUGUUAUUCUCUCCCUUGGUCGGUUGGUGGGGCAACAAACGCGGGUCCGUCAGAUUGCCACUCUUGAUUACUCUGGCUGUUUUUACUCUGGCUUCCGCAGCCUACAGCGCACUUGAAAUCAUACCUGUCUACAAGAAGAUCGCGAUGCUCAUCGCCAGGUUCUUUGUUGGCGUCAGUUCCGCAAACAUUGCAGUGGCGCGGUCUUACCUUUCAGCAGCUACGAAAUUAUCUGAGAGAACUCAUGCCGUUUCUAUGGUGUCUCUCGCUCAAGUGCUGGGAUUUGUCGUUGGUCCCGGCCUGCAGGCUGCGGUAACACCAUUAGGCGACAAAGGAUUUUACCUUUUUGGUCUUCCUUUCAAUAUGUACACAAUGGCCGGUUGGAUCAACGUUCUGAUGGGCGUUUUCAACUUCGUCCUCUUUCUUCCGUGGAAUUUUAAGGAGCACCGAAUCGCAACUCGGGAAGCUAUGCAGACUCAGGGGAAAACAUCAGAGGAAGAAACUUGGAAGGCGAUGAAGCCAGAUUACAUUGCCUCUUGGACUUUGAUUUGCGCGUUCUUUGUAUUGGUCUUCAAUUUUGUCCUCCUUGAAACACUUGGAACUUCGCUGACGAUGGAUCAAUUUGCUUGGUCAAAGACUGAUGCCUUGUACUACAUGGGUCUUUUAAUGAGCGUCGGUGCCGUAGUAGCCUGCAUCACUUUCGUCUUAAUUGGUCCGCUGUGUAAAAGAUUUUCCGAGAGGAAGAUCAUGCUCUGGGGUGGUUUCUUUUUAAUGAUCGUCGGAAGAAUACUGUGCAUUCCAUGGGGUCCGAAUCCUCCGGUGAUCGCCGAGUACGGUCCUUUCGGCAACGAGACAAAAGAUGCCAACGGAACAGACAUCCUCGGCUGUCCAAGCACCCAGGAAUGGUGUCGGUAUACGCCUCAAAUGACCGUGACACAGUUUCUCCUCGGCUACGGAUUGACGACCAUCGGAUAUCCAUUGGGCGUGACACUGAUCCAGACGAUAUUUAGUAAAAUACUUGGUCCCCGUCCUCAGGGAGUCUGGAUGGGCCUCAUGACAGGAGCCGGGUGUGCAUCUCGUGUGAUGGGUCCAGUGUUCGUGGGACUUAUUUACACGCGGUAUGGGACUUACCAAACUUUCGGGGUUACCGGUAUGACGCUGGUGGUAGCUAUGAUUUCGAUUCAAAUUGUGAACAAGCGUUUAAUACCACCCGAUGCUGCUGAUGCAACUUUAAGAGGCGUUGGUGAAAUCGUCGAUGGCAAAAAAGAGUUCGAGCUUCCCCUCGUCUAUCAGCCCUUGAAUACAGAUCGAAAAGAAGGGGAGGCACAAGGUCUGAAUGGAACGUCGUGAUUAAAGUCUAUAUGUCGGACAGCGUUAUGUACAUACAUUCGUAAUAUUGUAGCAGCAAUGACUGCUGCGUUGACUCCGGUUACCCGUUAAUCGAAUUUUACCGUAAAAUUUCAAAUAAAACGGAGGCCACAGUGUCAUUUGUUUGUUUGGGCUUUGACGGCCACUGCAUUGGCACGAGCUCAGGUCAAUAUACAAAUACAUAGGUAUAUCAAAAUAUUUUACUGCUAAUGUACAGUGAUAGAUGUAUGGAUUGUUGAAUAUGUUUUGUGUACUCUAAACUUUAUACAUAUUAAAUUGAUAUAUAUAUUUGUUGGGUUAAAGACUGUGUAACGAUGACUUUGUUAAGACUACUCAUAUGUGUACCGCGACGAACUUUGUUUGUACCCCAUUUAUACAAUAUUAUAAUGCAUAAUAGUGGGUAGCGUAUGUUGUGUAUAUUAAUCAUAUAAGAGUUCCGAACUUCUGUUACAACAUAAAACCUUACUAUGAAA